GACACCUGGACGCAGAUGUCCCCUCCGUCGGGCGACCCUGCUGGGCCUCGCUUCUUUCUGCUGCCUCUUCCUUCCGGAGAACUCAUUCACCCGACGACUUGCUAUCGUAUCCAUUACAUUACAUAGCCUUUUGCUUGGGUUCAACUUUUGAAGCGUCUAUAGCUGCCAUAUAUUCUCGGACAUGGUGGUCCAAAUGUUGAUCAAAUUGGACGGGGCGGUUACCAAACGAACAAAAGGGUAAGAGAGGAGGGGCACGCGCCCUCUUGUCCUAUCAUAGAAAGUACGUAACUGCAAACAAGAGUUUACGUAGAGACCACCCACAUUGCGUAAAUACUAACAACAAACAUGGCGGACGAUCACACAGACGCAGACCAAUCUAUGGAGGGGAACACUCCAAUUGCUGAAAACCCCCAUUCUGAAUAUGGACUGACAGAAAACAUCCAGAGAAUAGUGGAAAACGAGAAAGCCAACACAGAGAAGGUCUCCAAACAGAAGGUGGAUCUGCAGUCGCUCCCCACCAGGGCAUAUUUGGAUCAGACAGUGGUGCCCAUUCUUCUUCAAGGCUUAUCUGUGUUGGCCAAGGAAAGACCUACAAAUCCUAUUGAAUUCUUAGCAGCCUUCCUUCUCAAGAACAAAUCACAGUUUGAAAAUCGAAAUUAAGCCCCAGACGGAUGGAAAUGUGCACUUUGAGGCCAUAUGUUUCAAAUGAAGAAAAUUGUUUCUGUCAAUGGUUAUGUUUGCUAAUGAUAGUGUAUGUUGUUUUUUAAACCAGAAUAAAAAUUGUGCUGCAGGGAAA
Oncorhynchus kisutch (coho salmon) is the source of this 796-nucleotide messenger RNA. RefSeq names its product protein dpy-30 homolog. Lineage: Eukaryota; Metazoa; Chordata; Actinopteri; Salmoniformes; Salmonidae. The record is from RefSeq and is a predicted model, not a curated record. Gene Ontology annotation, cellular component: Set1C/COMPASS complex. Bases 346 to 660 code for a protein of 104 amino acids. The transcript has 5 exons.